UUCAAAAUUCAGGGCAAUCUCUUUUGGCACUCAACGGCUAGUUCAUCUUUGUCCCACGUACCAGUAUUGACUCUAUCCUCAAUCUUCUGCUUUGGUUUUGGCUCACAAUGCAAGCAGAAAAGGAGCAAUCUUGGAAAAUCUACAUCCAUGCCAAGGCCAAGAACUUCCAUUUCAAACUCAGAGUCAAAGCAACAAAUAUCGUACCCACUUGGGAGUUCCAUCAAUGCUCCAUUGUGCUAAAGCUGGGAAAAUACCUCCUCAAAUUGAAAUCCAACUACGGAACAGCACUUAUUCCCAGUCAAAAACAACCCAAAACCCUGAAAUCCAAGUUCCUAGUACUUCUCAAGAAGUUCCGCAUUCGACGGUCCAAGAACCGAGCCUUUGGUUUCAAGCAGAAGUCAGAUCUCUCAAAGCCAGAAGAAAAUAGAAUGGGAUGGUUUGCUUAUAAGGAACCAAUCUGUUUGGGUUCAUUGGUUGUUGGGAUUCUUGCAUUUUUAGUUCAAUCUAUCAGCAACAAAGAUCAGAAGGGAAUUGUCAUCCAUGGCUCUGUUAUCUCGUUAUACCUUGCUUUGUUAUUCAAGAAAUAUACGACAGGAAGAAUCAGCAAUUUCUUGGUACUUCUAAUGGUUGCGACAGUGGCUUGUUCACUAGUUCUUGAAUUGGACAAUUGUUUAAGAUAUGAUUAUCUUCAGAUGGCAUGGGACUAUCUUGUUUCCUCCGGAUUUCCAGGAAAUUUUCAAGCUUUUAUCAAUCUUCUGGGGUCCAGGGUGACUAAUUAACCAAACCGAAGAUAUGGGAUAGCGGACACAAUAUUAAAAUUAUUUUCACCUUCUUAUUCCAUCACAUCUAUGGGUAUUGUUCAAAGGCUUCAAAAUACAUUUUUAUCGCAUAAUUAUUUUACAACGCAGACGUGGUAGUUUCAAUCAGUCAAUAGUUAUGACUGUCAAUUUGUCACUUUUGACUCCAUGGGGGGUUAUGGGUAUCAGAGUACAGAAUUUCUUUUGAAGGUGGAGUCUUCUUGCACGUUACGAAUGGUGACAUGGUAGUAGUAGUGAUGGAAGACAAGAAGGUUGGGAACCUUUAUUUGUUAAGAGAAAAAUUUGUGCGGCGAGUAAUCCUAGACGUUAUAUUGUCAUUAUUAGAUGAAUACAAAAAGAAUAUGGAUAUGACAUCUAAAAUUACUCUCCUAUAGCUUUGUUUUUGGAGGAAACAUGUUGAGGAGAUUGUAUAUUAUCAGGCUCGAUGGAAUUCAAACAAAGGUGCAGAUUUGUUUUGAAUUUCAACUACAUUUAUGGUUGCAAUUAAUGCACCUAUUUGUGGCCUUUGGAGAAGACU
Messenger RNA from Alnus glutinosa, 1335 nucleotides. RefSeq lists its product as uncharacterized. The record is from RefSeq and is a predicted model, not a curated record. Lineage: Eukaryota; Viridiplantae; Streptophyta; Magnoliopsida; Fagales; Betulaceae. The transcript has 3 exons. The coding region runs from base 108 to 779 and encodes 223 amino acids.